Messenger RNA from Glycine soja, 1924 nucleotides. RefSeq lists its product as uncharacterized. The record is from RefSeq and is a predicted model, not a curated record. Lineage: Eukaryota; Viridiplantae; Streptophyta; Magnoliopsida; Fabales; Fabaceae. Bases 465 to 1265 code for a protein of 266 amino acids. The transcript has 2 exons.
UGGUUCCACGCUAAAAACGUUGUAGAGAUAGGAAAAAAAAAAUUGAAGGGUUUUCCUUAACUCUUCUUUUUCUUUUGUCUUUUUUGAAAGAAAAAAAAUCCAAUCUUUCAUUCUCAUUCUAUCAUGAUUUUUGCGUGCAAUUGUUUCCACCUUCCGUAGGUUCUUCUAUUUCCUCCCCUGCUUCAGCGGUUAUGCCUCGUUAAUUCUUCCGAUCUUAUUUCACAUUUCAUUUCCCCAUUUUUCUCGCAUUUCCUUCAAUUAGGGUUUCUUUUUUCUUAGCUGUUGCAAUUGAUUUUCAUUUUACUCACCUGGUUCGGUUUUCACAUUUGUUUAAACUUGUUACACCUCUGUCACGAUUGAUGUGGUCCAGACUUGAUGCUUUGAUCCCAUCAUUAAUGACCACAGUGAAGUUCAAAUGAUGCUUGUUUCCUGGCCAUUUCUAUAGUUUUGUGACGUGAUUGAGAAUGUGGAACUUUGCAUCUAGUUUAAUUGCUGGAAGUGUGGGUCUGAAAAAUGAUUCUCCAAAACCAACUCACUCUGCUUCAGAAUUUUCUGAUGACGAGACUUCCAUGGUUAGCAGAGAGGAAAGGCUAGAAUGCCCAAUAUGCUGGGAAUCCUUUAACAUUGUUGAAAAUGUGCCUUAUGUCUUAUGGUGUGGUCACACCCUUUGUAAAAAUUGCAUCCUUGGAUUACAAUGGGCCGUGGUGAAUUUCCCAACACUGCCAAUUCGGCUUCCGCUUUUUAUCUCCUGCCCGUGGUGCAACCUUUUGUCUCUCCGUUUAGUUUACCAGGGAAAUCUGAAAUUCCCUCACAAGAACUACUUUCUUCUAUGGAUGGUUGAGAACAUGAACGGUGAUAGAGUGAAGUCACAUUCUACUGUUUGCGGGGAUCAUCAACCAGUGUGGCCAAUUAUAGACAGUUUAACCAACGGAAGCCAAGUAAGCCAUGACAGCCUUCAGGGAGGGCAAGUUUGCCAUCCAGAGUCUUCAAGUUCCAAUCAUUAUCAUGGUGAUACCAGUAAUUACUUAAGUAUAGAAACACUGCAUGCAUCUCUGCGGAAGUCAUUGGUUUUAUUUGUUCACUUGACAGCAAAGUUCCCAUUGAUCAUUAUAUUUCUUUUGAUUGUCUUAUAUGCCAUACCAGUCAUUGCAGCCAUUUUGGCUCUGUAUAUACUUGUUACCAUUCUGUUUGCUCUCCCAUCAUUUCUCAUCUUGUACUUUGCAUAUCCUAGUUUGGAUUGGCUUGUCAGGGAAAUUAUCACUUGAGAUCAAAGCUGUAUUUCUUCUGCUUUGCAAGCAUUAUGAAUGUAACUUUGCCUCACCUUGUGGCCCCUUCAUCCAGUGUCUUCUACUUCGUAAUUGGUCAACAUCUCCAUUUGCAGCUGUAUCUUUUAUCUUAUCAUAUAUAGCCCCAGUCAAUCUCAGUACACUUCUUGAAUCUUGAGCUCUGGUUGAGCUUGGCUGGGUGGGAGGAGGGAUAUCAGUUUUUGGCAUAAUCUAUUUUGAAGACCAUCAAGGCCGUGGAGUGAACAAGGUAAUGAAUAAUGAUUUUGCCCUUUCCUGGUGGCAAAUGGUUGUUUUAUCAAUAUAUGAACUUCAGAAGAACACCCUGAUGUAGUUAUCAAGUGGGUCAAUAUCAGAAAAGCUUUUUUUUUUCAUGGGCACAUUUGGAUGCUCCUGUUAAUACUGCCUACAGUAUUUUUGCUAAUUGUAAUUUGUAAUUAUAAUUAGUAGAGCUAUUUUCCUGGCCAUAUGUGCAAGCACUGUACUCUUUAUUUGAUUUUAGUGAUCUUCUCGUGGUUGGCUACUGGGAAAGGUAUCGUAUAAGUAUUCACUUGAGAUUUGAAAUGUAUCAUAUAAGUAAAAGUUAUUUUCUUGCACUCCAGAUGGAAAUGUAUCUAUUAACAUGUGAGGUUAGAAUUCAA